Messenger RNA from Tachysurus vachellii, 2035 nucleotides. It is a transcript of the gene tbcelb, whose product is annotated as tubulin folding cofactor E-like b. The transcript is spliced from 9 exons. The coding region runs from base 186 to 1475 and encodes 429 amino acids. Gene Ontology annotation, molecular function: RNA binding; protein binding. Gene Ontology annotation, biological process: poly(A)+ mRNA export from nucleus. Lineage: Eukaryota; Metazoa; Chordata; Actinopteri; Siluriformes; Bagridae. The record is from RefSeq and is a predicted model, not a curated record. Gene Ontology annotation, cellular component: nucleus.
AGCAGAAUGUAAACAACUGAGCUAAGGCUCUGAUUGGCUCAUAUCAGCAGCGCGUGCUAUGGUUUUGUUUUUUUAAACCUUAUAUUAAGAAAGAAGAAUGGGCGUUCUGUGACUGUGUCCAUGUGAACCGGCAACCGGAGACUGAAACAUAUUGCACUUGUAAAGCUGAAAAGACAAAAGGAAAGAUGGAGCUGGACAAUGAGGAUGAAAAAAGUCGCACUUUGGUUCAGGUCAUCAGUGAGAAGUACAACCCUGACGACUUCCCGUACUGCCGUGGGCCUGGUGCUGGUGUUGUGAUUCGCACCAGUCCUCAGGGUUCUCCAAUCAAAGAUCGGGUAAAUCUGCCCAGCGUGCUGGUUCUGAAUAGCUGUGGAAUAAGUCACGCUGGAGAUGAGGAGGAAGUGGCGACAUUCUGCGCUCAUGUGAUGGAGUUGGACCUGUCUCAUAACCAGUUCAGAGACUGGGGAGAGAUCACUAAGAUUCUGUCUAACAUCCCUCAUCUGGACUUUCUCAAUCUGAGCAUGAAUCCUCUGAAGGGCUCCAGGAUAGAGCCCGGAGGUGCUGAAGCCUUCUCAAGCCUCCGCCGCCUCGUCCUCAACAACACACACAUCUCCUGGGACAUGGUGCACAUGCUCACAAAAGAGAUCCCAGAACUGGAGGAGCUCUUCCUGUGCCUGAAUGACUAUGAGUGUGUGAACUUGUCACGGGUUCCCUGCCCAUCGCUGCGCCUGCUGCACAUCACUGAUAAUCUGCUGCAGGACUGGGGCGAGGUGCGCAAGCUGGGCCUCCUGUACCCUCAUCUUACAUCGCUCAUCCUCGCUAAUAACUCUCUCUCCUCCAUCCGUGAGUCACAGGACUCCCUGCAGUGCCUGUUCCCGAACCUGCACAGUAUAAACCUACACAACUCAGGUCUAAAUAGUUGGGAGGACAUUGAGAAGCUCAAUUUCUUCCCAAAGCUUUCGGAGGUUCGUCUAAUGGGCAUCCCUUUACUGCAGCCUUACACUGACCAAGAGAGACGAUACCUUACUAUAGCGCACUUGCCUUCUGUGACUGUUCUGAAUGGAAGUGUGGUGACACCUGGAGAAAGAGAGGAUGCUGAACGCUUCUACAUCCGCUAUCACCUCAACUCUCCUGAGGAUGAGUUAUCAUGCAGGUUCCACAACCUUGUGGCCAAUUAUGGCCGCCUGGCACCACUGGCAGAUGUGGAUUUGCGUCCAUUGAGCUGUGCCCAGGUUGAGCUGCACUUUGGGGAUAACACCGAGCAGAUGGAACUCCGGCUGGAUCAGACUGUGGCUGACCUCAAGAAGCAGCUGAAGCCUGUGGUGCAGCUGCCGCUCAAAAUGAUGCGUGUUUACUACAUUGACAGGCAGCUGGGUUAUGCGCUAGCACCUCAGGAGCUCAAGUAUGGAGCCAGAGCCCUCCAUUCCUACAGCAUACGGGAUGGAGAUAAGAUCCUGGUAGUGCCAAAGAGUUAGUAAAUAUAAAAUGAUAUGAUCACAGAGACAGUGGUUUAAAAGAGAACAUUUAAAAAAGAAAAUUAAUAUUAAAGCUAGUGUAUAAUGAGAAAUUUCCCCAUUGUGGGACGAAUAAAGGUAUAUCUUAUAUAGUACAAUUAGUUCAAAUCAGCAUAUAAAUCAGUCUUAUGGGACAUCAGAGAGAAAAGGGCCUAAAAGCUGAACAUUUACUAUGUUCAACUUGGGAAAUCUAAUGCUGUCCAUCAGAAAUUAUUUCUAAAGAACUAUGAAUUGGGAUAUAAUCUCUUCUAUUUUUGUUACACUAUUACUUUUGAAGAUAUGGGAAAGUGGUGUAUUUUUUUAGAUACACCACUGAUAACUGAGAUUUUAAAGGUUUUAACCUGUUGAUAGUUUCUUGUGUUACGCAUUUAAUAUGCAUAUCUGCUUGAGACUCUCAGGAACAACAAAUCCAAUUAAUUUUCAAAAGGUAUUUUAGCAUUUGUAAGGUGUACAAUAUGCACUAUUUUUAAAACACAAUCCUACAAUACAGUCUCACACAUAGAUAUAUAUGUAUAUAUAUA